GUGUGCUCAGAAGUAUCUGACCAUAUUUGUUACUCUGGAUACGCCUCCAAAUGGAGGUUCCUGGCUUCCAAAUCUGGUCAGAUACUCCUGAGCACACCUAUGACAUACAGCCGUGCUAGUGAGUUGUUCAAGAAAGAAUUAGUGAAGGAAGGUCUUGAUGCUAAAGAUUACGGACAUCACAGUUUACAAUCUGGUGGUGCUACAAUUGCAGCUGCUCUGGGUAUUCCCGACCGCCUGCUACAGAGGCAAGGAGGGUGGCGUACUGCGAAGACAAACAACAAUUACAUUGAUGAGUCAAAAUAA
Paramuricea clavata is the source of this 303-nucleotide messenger RNA. Lineage: Eukaryota; Metazoa; Cnidaria; Anthozoa; Malacalcyonacea; Plexauridae. The record is from the annotation of a GenBank genome assembly.